CCUCCCACUCAGGACAGACGUGGGUCACGUGUUGUUUUUGCUGGUCCGUAGAGAUGUGUACUGUGAGAGGGGGAGAGGUAGAUAGGCAGCAGGCUUGCGAGAUUGAUAAUAGAAACGGGCAAAUGCUGUAUGCUAGCCACGUAGCAGUUGUUUCGUGGAGCGAGUGCUGGUGAUAACCUGCAAAAUACAAGAAUAAUAAUUAGAAGGGCGGACGGAGACUCUGUUUGGAAGGAAGAUAUCGUGCUGCAGCUGCACAUUUCCAGCCCAGAAUGGGGUGUGCGUCGAUAACGGUCGUUAAGCUAUAGUGACCUUUAGUAGGGUGUUUAAUUGCGCUAUCUCAUGGAAAAUUUGACAAAUUAUCAAGGAAGCAGUGGCGGUAUGUUGAUGCUGGAGACUCAGCAGCGUGGAAUUGGGACAAAAACAACCACAGUUACGGUAAGCGACACCUCAGCCGGGGAACCCCCAUUGCCUUUAAUUAAUAUCGGCGGCGCUCGCUUGCAGCACCAGCACUCAUCACACUCCUCCGUCCAUCACCCCGGACUGCAACCGAAGGAUCAGCAUCAUCACCGCCAGCCCCACCAUUUACCGGAGGAGAAUUUUCAGGAAGAUGCUGUCAGAAAGCGGUCUACAUCUUCGGUAAAUCUGAGUCACGAAGACGCCGUCGCCGCCGGGCAUUCACUUGCUUCCACGGCAGACUCGGCGUUCACCCCCGCCGCUGUUUUUACGGAUGGGGUGGAGGCUGAUAUCUGGAAGUGCGGGUAUCUGAGGAAGCAAAAGCACGGCCACAAGAGGUUCUUCGUGCUGAGGGGCCAGAGUCAUGCAGGGCCCAGCCGCUUGGAGUAUUAUGACAGCGAGAAGAAAUUUCGGAAUAGCCUCCGCUCCGCCGCCGGGGCUGCAAGCGCUGCUCUCACGCCGAAGAGGGUGAUUUAUCUGUACCAGUGUUUCACUGUUAACAAGAGGGCAGAUGCUAAACACAAGUAUCUCAUUGCUCUGUACACUAAGGAUGAAUACUUUGCCAUGGUCGCUGAGAAUGAGCAGGAGCAGACAGACUGGUAUCUGGCCUUGAGCGACCUGAUGAAUGAAGGUAAAAAGCGUCCAGUUGACCCCGACGAACUGGACGACGGCUACGGUGUCGUCCCUCCCAGCGCUGGUUUUAAGGAGGUGUGGCAGGUGAGCGUGAAACCCAAAGGGUUGGGCCAUACAAAGAACCUAACGGGAGUUUACCGCCUGUGCCUGUCUGCAAAGAGCAUGCACCUGGUCAAGCUGAAUUCCGAGAUGCCGUGCGUGAACCUGCAGCUGAUGAACAUCCGCCGCUGCGGCCACUCCGAAAGCUUCUUCUUCAUCGAGGUGGGGCGGUCUUCCUCCACCGGGCCCGGGGAGAUCUGGAUGCAGGUGGAGGACUCGGUGGUGGCGCAGAACAUGCACGAGACCAUCCUGGAGACCAUGAAGGCACUGAAGGCCUUUGCCGAGUUCCGGCCGCGCAGCAAGAGCCAGUCCUCGGGCUCCAACCCCAUGGCCUUCAUCACCACGCGCCGUCACCUGGGCAACCUCCCGCCCAGCCAGACGGGGCUGCAGCGGCGCUCGCGCACGGAGGCCGCGGCGGGGACCCCGCCCACCAGCAAGAGCGGCGCGGGCAGCGCCUACCGCUUCCGCACGUCCAGCGAGGGGGAGGGCACCAUGAGGCGCCCCUUCCGCUCCGCCACCGGGAGCCUGGCUCACGUGGGCUCCGCCCGCGCCGGCCCGGGCCGGCAGGAGGGCAGCGGGGGGCGGUACCCCCGGACGCACCCCGGCCCCUCCUACCACAUGCGCUCCGCCUCCCUCCCCGUCUCCCACUUCCCCUCCACCACCAGCCCGGUGAGCGUGUCCAGCAGCAGCGGGCACGGCUCGGCCUCCGACACGCUCACGCGGCCCUCCAGCUCCUCCGUCUGCGGCUCCCCCAGCGACGGCGGCUUCAACUCCUCCGACGAGUACGGCUCCAGCCCCUGCGACUUCCGCUACUUCCGCGUGAGGAGCAACACCCCCGAAUCCCUGGGCAACACCCCUCCCAUCCAGGAGGAGCACUGCCUGAGCGACUACAUGGCUAUGGACAGGUACAGCGGCUCGCACCCCGACGUGGGAGCCAAUGAGGAGAGGCCCUCGUACUGCCAGGCGUUCCCCUCUCGGCCAGCAGGGGGCAGCAGCCUGGCUGCGGUGCAGCAGAAGAUGACCCAGACUGCUUCUUUGGAUGAGGGCGUUGCAGAGGCCGGCUCUGCCCUCUCGUCCUCCUCGAGGCCGGGCUGCGGGUCAUACUCCGACGCGUACUGCCAGGCGGAGCUCCCUGCCGUCUCCCAGAACCACCGCGGCCCUGCCAAGGACGACGGCUACAUGCCCAUGAUGCCAGGGGUGGUGCCUUCACGGGAAGCCGAUUACAUGCCCAUGCUGCCGUCCUCCUCCUCCUCCCCCGCCCGUCCCGGCGGGCAUCCCCCUCAGUCGGACUCCCCGGGCUACAUGAUGAUGCUGCCCCCCGGCCGUGCCUCCCCAGCGUGGAGCAGCCCCCGGGAGGGCAGGACCCUGCCCGAAAGCGACGAGUACAUGGACAUGUCGCGCGGCGGUCCGGCCGACAGCCCCGGCUCCCCCAGCGCAUACUUCUCCCUCCCGCGCUCUUACAGGGCCCCGGUGCGCCAGGGUGCACAGCUCCCCGCGAGCUCCCCAGCCCCGCCCUCGCUUCCGCAAGACUCGCCUGUGCAGCGCCCCACGCGCCUCUCUCUGGGCGGGCAGGGGGGCGAAGCAGCACCCGAACCCCCACCCGAGCCCCCCUCCAGCCCGGGCGAGUACAUCAACAUUGAGUAUCGAGCCCGGCCCUCGAAUGCACCUCGCGCCCCGCCCACAGAGGCUCCGCCUUCUCCGAGCCCCCACCGCCGCUCGCCCCUACAGGAGGACUACCUGAGCCUGGACACCAAGGCUCGCGCCCCCCGCCUUUCCCUUGUCGCCCCAUGGAACCCCCCCAGCUACACCCGUCCCAUCGCAUGCACCCCAGCCCUUGGUAGCAGCGGGCGGGCAGAGUGCUGUGAAGAGGCGGACGGGUCAGACAGCGCCCCCCAGGCCGAGCCGAAGUUGGUGCGCGCCACUCCUCAGGGCAGGAGGAGACACAGGUCCGAGACCUUCACUUCCUCUGUGGGUGGAGCCAGCCCCCCAGCCCCGCCCCUGGACCCCGCCCCCUCCACCACGCCAGACGCCGCCAGCCCCCGCCAGGCAGAGGGCGCCAGGUGGCGCAGCUCCGCCUCCUUCGACAGUGUCUGGCUGCGCAUGGAGGGCGUGGCCUCCCCCAGUGACCCCGACGGGGCCUGUGGCACGGAAAGCCGAAACGGCCUCAACUACAUCGCCCUGGACCUGCGGGACACCCCCACUCCGGACCCCCCUUCGCCAUCUGUGCUCGCCCCCCCGGAGAACGGGGUGUACGCCAGCAUAGACUUCUCCAGGUCCGAUCACCUGACCACGGCGACCUCCAAAGACUGAAGAAGGAGUUUCCUGGGAAGUGGGUUCCUCCGCAUUGGGGGGGGGGGGGUCAGAUUCCCACUCCAUUUUCAGCACCUUGUUACCCUGAGCAAGGGGUCAUCGGGGGUCACGACGACGAGUGUGGGCUGGGUGUCAGGUGACCCAAUCCCAUCUUGUGCAAAUUUCCCGCUCUAAGAUUACUACACUCCAUACCUCCCAUCUGAACAAAAAAAUCCACCAAAAUUCAACCUGAUAACUGACACCUCACACAGAUAGAAUCAGUCCCGCGUACGAAACUGGCUGAACUGACCUUACCCGUGUUCCAGGCCUUGGGGCUUAGGUAGGGAGGAUUUACUACACACAUCACAUAUCAGGCUGCAUUACUGUGGGUUUCUGCUGGGAAGGAUCUGGAGGGCUUUAGUUUUUACUUAGACUGAUCUCUUUUGCUAGGGGGCACAAACUUGCAUUCAGUGUUCUUCAAAAUAAGUAUCGGGUGAAUAUGUUUGAAGGCAGCGCCACCCCUUGAGGGAAACCAGCCUUUGGGAUUUGUGUUGUGCCGGUAGUGAACAAAGAAAUGGAAAUGCUCCUUUGCCCCAACAUUGAAAGGUUCUGGUGGUUCUCUCAUUUUUAGUGUUGGGUGACCUGAGGCAAGGCCAGUGUCAGUCACUCCUGAUGACCCAAGUGUUUUUGUAACCACCUCCUUCCUUCAGUGGGAGGUGUCCUUCAAGUUCUCCAUGCCCCUCUUCACAGAAGGCGAGUAGUCUCCAAGUGGUUUGAGAAGCAUAGCACUUAUUUUAUCCAUAUGAUUCACACGUGACUAGUUCAACCCCAGGACGUCCUGUAAUGGUGUUUGUAUGAAUUGAGGGUAACUGCAGUGGAGCAUUCUUAUUGGGUAAAACGAUCCCUGCUUUUCCACCCCAGUCACUGAGAUGUUUAGUCCAACGUUUGGUGGCCACCUGUGUCUCUGGCUUCUUCUAAUGGGUCAGUUGUCAGGCAUGGCUGUAGCCUUUCCCCUGGUAGGACAUGGAUGCAACUCUUUUUUUUUCUCCCCUCCAUAUUUGGUAAAGUCGCACGCAGAUUCGGAACACUUGUGACUUCUGAGAACCAUGGAACAUAACUGAUGCUGGUUGGUUAAACCAGGGUGUGGAUGAUCGACCAACAGCUAACCAAGGCCUUUAUGUCCUAUCAUAUAGAUAGCCGGUGAUUAGCAGGAAUUCCUGCUUUUUGGACACAACAUUCCCAUUGAUUUCUAAUGGAGAUUAAUAUAACAUAGGCCUAUAGCAAGCAGUCUUAAGAAAUGCAGGUACACUUAUCAAUCAAUCAAUCUAUCAAUCUCAUGUAUUUGCGAUUUUUUCCUCUUCUGAGUGCUUUGAUUUUUUUUCCUUCUGUAAACUGGUCUCCAUGCUCAAGUUAUUGAGUUUAUAUUAUUUCGAAAACAACCAUAUCUCUUCUGCAGAGUCUCCACAACAGCCUCCAUAUUACCAACAAGAAGAAAUUAGCGCCAAAAUUCUGGUGAACAAACUUGCGUUUACGAAAAAAUGUCUGUUCAUAUGGGAUUAAUACAUUCUAAGGUACUGAGUUUGACUGAAAAACAGUAGGUAGUUUGGGCUGGAAUUUUUAUUGUCCCGAUUUGUAAAAAUUAUGAACACGGACGAUUGAUACAGGAUUAAAGUCACUGGAGCAAGAGGUAAUAAUUACAGUUUCAGGAUGUCCUGGGGUAAAACUAGUCUCUUGUGAAUAGAAUAGUCCCCCUCCAGAAUUUCAGCAACACUGUUAGAUGCCACAGUGUGUACAGGCCAUUCUAGACAUACACCCUAUUUAGCCUCUUUACAUUAGCUUUUCCAUUUUUUUGUUUCCAUUUAUUGUAUACUUGUUUCGUUUAGUAAGAUGCUUUGAAGCCGCACUUAAAGGAUGAAUUUAUUGUACAUUUUUACACUCAGUCUGUAAUAUGUGAUAUUAGCAUCUGUGUCAGGAGAAUGUUUUUAGAGGGAUGUUGCUGCAGAUCAGCACACCUUUCUCCAGGUGUAGCUUGAACAGCCAGCUUGAACAAGCACAUUUCCUGUGUCAUUCGACCAAAACUACAUACUACAUGCAUGUCUUUUUCACACAAACUGCCACAUGCAACCAAGAGUGCAACCAGGUCCACUGUCACCACCUGUCAGAUAAAAGACAUGGGGGUGGGCGGGUGGGGAGGGAGGUGUUAGCUGUUUACUGAUAACUGCUGCUGAAAACCAAACUGGUAUUUUUUUUCUGUGUUUCAUGCAAACUGUGCCAUUCUGUUGUUUCCCACCUGUCUGGGAGGACUGUCUUCUGUCAAGUGUGUCAGUCAGCCUUUCUGUGGUGAGCCUGCUGAAGUGGCUCUCCCUCAUGAAGGAGACGUCUAUGGUACUUCCUGUUCAGCCACCUGCCUGCAUGGUACGAUACCCAACUGCCUCUUGUUGUGCGGUUGUUCUAUUUAUUUUUUUAUUUCUUUUUAUCUAAUAAGGAAGCUUGAAACUUCUUAGGAAAUGUAAUUUUUUUCCCCAGUAUGUGGGGUUCCAGUACGUCAGCAGUGAAGGUACCUGUGAUAACACAGUCAAUGGUACAGAGAGAAAAAGUUUUUUUUCUCCACUGUGAAUCCUUGUCUUUUUCCCACGUCUGAGUAUUGUUUUCCUGUAAUUAAGGGCUGUGGUCUUGUGUCAGCAGACAGAUAUCGGAUCACUGCCUCAUUUGUUCAGUCAAUGUAUUGUAUAUUUAAAAGAAUUUGGCCAGGAUACCUGUUUUAUAUCUAUUUUGUUAACCUUCUACCUUUAAAGAUAGUGUUAUGAUUUAAAAUUACAGCACUGAUGAAAAGUAAUGGUAAAUAAAAGUUUAUAACAACAACCUCAUAAUAUAGAUCCGGAGGCUCGCUGGUACUGCAUAAAUAUUUAUGCAACUUCUGUUUUUGACUUUUUAUUAUGUCCGUAGUUUACAGAGGAGAGAUAUUCUCAGUCAUUAGGCAUUGUGUCGGUUUGCUCUAUCUUAAGGAAAGAGAAUACAGUUACAGGCACUGGGUCAAUUUUCUUCGCAGAUGAGAAAAAGGGAGGGUUUACUUUGAGAAAGAGACAUUUUGCAGUUUUGUACACUUCCUGUGCGCUGUUUUAUAACUCCCACAAUGCAUUGGCUGGCCUGAAGUAUAAAUGAGAAUGAGUGCUGUUGUUUCCAAUGGUAUUUGAUUGGAGGGAGGACUGCUAUGUAAAUGGAAAUGUGGAAACGUGCUCUGUAUGUUCGAAGAAAAUGAAAUUAAUAAUAAUAAUUAUAAUUAUUAUUAUUCUAACUGUUCUUGGCUGUGUCUUCCACUGUAAAUAACUCUCGCUGUUCUUUCUUGUCAAUUGCGGCAUGUGCCUCUCUAUAUUUUUCCCCAGAGAGAUGGUGGAUUGCAGCCAAGGAAUUCUGAGCAUUGUACAUAGAGUUUAUAUUUAUCUGAUUUUAUUUUUUGUUUUCUUUUUUUGCUUUCAAUAGAGCUAUUGCAAUAAAAUGUGUAAUGUAUCAGAAGA
Anguilla anguilla (European eel) is the source of this 6989-nucleotide messenger RNA. Its product is annotated as insulin receptor substrate 2-B-like. Gene Ontology annotation, biological process: insulin receptor signaling pathway. Gene Ontology annotation, cellular component: cytosol; plasma membrane. Bases 340 to 3495 code for a protein of 1051 amino acids. The record is from RefSeq and is a predicted model, not a curated record. Gene Ontology annotation, molecular function: phosphatidylinositol 3-kinase binding; insulin receptor binding. The transcript is spliced from 2 exons. NCBI's taxonomy places the organism in Eukaryota, Metazoa, Chordata, Actinopteri, Anguilliformes, Anguillidae.